CAAUAAUUGCAACGCAUCCCUACUAUAUAGGAAAUAUAAAUAUAUCUACGGCUAACCUUAGCAAUGUCUAAAAGGCAAAAGACGUGCAGGGUUAGGAUUCCUUGCCCAUUUAUACACCACGCUGUGUGAUCGACAUGUGGGGUCCAUUUUCAAGACUUCAGGGCUGAUCUAAAACACCUCCAGCCCUUACCUUCCUUUCUCAAGCUCUCACCUUCUUUUCCCUCUUAAGUUUGCGCCAGUGUACGGUGAUAGUUAAAUCAUGAUGUCGGGUAUUAAUAUCAAGACAAGCAUUCUCGUGCUUCUCCUCGCGCCUUUCGCCGCGUUCUGGUAUUCUCGGUACCAAGUUUUGUCGCUGGCAUACUUCAAUGCGCAGAGUCGGAUGCCCCGACAUGCAAACUUCACAUCCUACGAGAUCAAGUUUGCGGACCAGAUCCGGAGUUGCGAGGAUGCACUGCUGGUCGAGUCCCGUGGUCUCGCAAUUGUGCCUUGCGAUCCGGGUCGCGAGACUUGGAACACUGUUAUGGGCAACUUCGUCGACAACGCCCCGCCCGACCCCAACGCCGAGCUCUACGCCUACAAUUACUCCUCUUCCUCCCCCUCCGCCUCCUCCCUCACGCGCAUCCGCAUCCUCAACUUCCCCUCCUCCACAGAGCUCCGCACUCUCGGCCUCGAGUACCACGAGCCCAGCUCCACCUUACUCGUCACCAACCACCGGCGCGCGGGCGCCCGCAUCGAGCAAUUCCAGCUCGACCUGGACACCCUCACGGCGACGCACGUGCGCUCGCUGCCGCACCCGCUCAUCUACGCCCCGAACUCGAUCGCCGCGCUCAGCGAAUCCGAGUUCUUCGUCACGAACCAGCACUACUUCCCCGCGCGCUCGCACCGCCUGCUCUGGGCUCUGGAGACGUACCUCGCGCCGCCCAUCGCGAGCGUCGCGCACGUGCGCAUCCUGCCGAACGGGACCGUCGACGCCGCCGUGGUCGCGCGCCUAGCGUACGCCAAUGGCCUUGCGCUCCUGCGCCACGACACCACCCUCGCCGUCGCCAGCACCAACACGCGCCUCGUGAAGCUGUUUUCCAUCUCCUCCUCUUCCUCCACCACAAGCAAUCACCCAACCCUAACCCAAAGCACCUCCUUCCCCGUCCCCUUCCUCCCAGACAACCUCUCCGUCUCCAAAGGCCAGCACGGCGACGAGGCGCUGCUCAUCGCCGGACACCCGCACCUGCCCAGCCUCGGCGCCUUCGCGCGCUCGCGACGCACGUGCAAUCGGCCCGAGCUAUUAUCAGACAAACCGCCAGAACAGCGCGAGGAGGCGGAAGAAAGGUGCAAGACGCUGAGCGCGGCGUCCUGGGCCAGCGAGUGGACGCCCGAGGGCGGCGUGCAGCAUAUUUAUUCGGGCUGGGAGUACCCGACGAGCGCGUCGGUGGUGCGGGAUAAGGGGAGGGGGGUGGGGAUUGUGGCGGGGCUUUAUGCGAAGGGGUUGUUGGUUUGGCGGGAUUAAUAAGAAAAGGGGUUAAAAGGGGGCGGGUGGCUAGAUCAAAAACUCUCUGGAGGUUGGCCUCCACAUGCUUGGCUUUGGUUCCCACAUCAGCGACACUGAUUGAGAACAGAGGCUUGAGUAGCAGUGGCAAUGGUCUCGGCCGUUGAGGUCUUUCCUACUCCAGGGGGGCCUACGCAUUACGGAUUGAUUAGCUAA
Hypoxylon fragiforme is the source of this 1696-nucleotide messenger RNA. RefSeq names its product putative paraoxonase. The record is from RefSeq and is a predicted model, not a curated record. Lineage: Eukaryota; Fungi; Ascomycota; Sordariomycetes; Xylariales; Hypoxylaceae. The coding region runs from base 260 to 1501 and encodes 413 amino acids. The transcript is spliced from 3 exons.